Molecule: messenger RNA, 1045 nt
Organism: Ylistrum balloti
Lineage: Eukaryota; Metazoa; Mollusca; Bivalvia; Pectinida; Pectinidae
Product: store-operated calcium entry regulator STIMATE-like
Exons: 7
Coding region: 108-971 (287 amino acids)
Cellular component (GO): membrane
Source: RefSeq, a predicted model, not a curated record
AUGAUUAGACUAGCACCUCGGCGUACUUACAAACUCGUCUGCUUUCAGUUCGAUGACACAUUUUGUUUGACAGCUCGUGUGUUUGAGUCGGAGUGUAUGGACUCAAGAUGUCAGUCGUAGCAACGAAUUCUAAUCUUAACCACAGUGAUCUCGUGAACGAGAAUCGCCUUAAUAUGGACGAUCACUGUAACACAGGAGAUCUGAUGGGACCGCUCGGACUGUUGGUACAAGCUGUCUUAGCCUUCUUGGCCUUCACUUCAUUGAUAGUAAAAAGAUACUGUGAGCCAGAAUAUGAACGAAGACCUUGGAAAAUCUGGACUUUUGACACAUCGAAACAAGCUUUCGGAGCAAUGGUCAUCCAUUUUGCCAAUGUCUACCUGGCUGACAUAUUUCAAGGAGAUCCCUGUACAUGGUACUUUAUCAGUUUUAUGCUGGACUCCACCAUAGGAUUAUUUGUGGUAUACUUAGGUUUAAAAAUGACACAAAUUGUUGUUAAAAAAUACAAUUACCAGUCACUCAAGUUUGGAGAAUAUGGCAAUCCUCCAGAGUGUAAUGCAUGGGUGGGACAGUGUGGACUUUACAUCUUGGUUAUGAUCCUUGAAAAGUUCCUCAUGACACUUUUGGUGCAGUUUAACUUCUGGAAAGAUGUGCGGUCAUUUCUCAUGUCUCCUGUGAAGGACCCACAUGUAGAACUCAUAAUUGUCAUGUUUAUCAUACCAUUGAUUGUUAAUGCAUUUAUAUUCUGGGUUGUUGACAACUUCCUGAAGAGAGAAAUGAAAGGGACAAAAAAAAUUUAUUUGAGUGACAAUGAUCCUUCUGUCAAGUUCUACAAAACAACAGAACAGGUCCGCUGUUACAAUAGGAUUGAAAAAGCUGAGGACUUUAUAGAAUCAGAUCUGCUUGUGUCAACAGACGAGGAAGGAGAUGCCAGGCAAAGGGUGGACGGAACAGAACGUCUCAUUACCACAUAGAGCAGUCUCAUAUCAAUAAUCACAGCUUUUUGUAAUGUGAUACAGCAUGUCUUCACUGACUAGUUUGCCUUCUG